AUGACGGCCGUGGCGAAUCCUCCCUCCUUCCAGCAGAUCAACCGCUCGGCAUGGAAUAUUAACGGCGGCCAAAACCUCAACUCGAUGAACUCCGACGACGUCAGAGGCAUGUUCAUGCCGCGGAAGCCCAUGCAGCGAAGCAACUCUUCCUCUUCCAUCUCUUCGACUUCCUCCGCCUCCUCCACCACCACCGUCGCCACCAACGGCUCGCAGUCGAAUGGAGCGCCGUCGACCAACUCGGACAUGAGCUCGUGGUCAAGCACCGCAUCCCGCAAGCGUCCCCAGCCCAAGGCACCCUGGCCGCCCGGGAAACCAGAAAACCCUGUCGAGCUCGGCAGGAUGCCGGCAGGGCGCGGCCCCAUGAACGGCCACACGAUCAACGGCAGCUCACUGCAGCAGAACCCCGGACAACCUCAGAUGGCACAGCAGCAGAGCCUGGGCGCACGUCCCCUCGGCGAGCCCAUGCCCUCCGGCCAGCCUGUGCUCUUCCUACUCUCUCUCAACGGCACCUUUGAGCGCAAAACCAUUUCCGUACCGUUCUACCCCGACAGCCUCCGUAUCGGCCGCCAGACCAACCAAAAGACGAUCCCGACGCCUGCGAAUGGCUUCUUCGACAGCAAGGUGCUGUCCAGGCAACACGCCGAGGUAUGGGCUGACCGUAUGGGCAAGAUCUUCAUCCGCGACGUCAAGUCGUCAAACGGAACAUUUGUCAACGGCAGCCGCCUCUCCGCCGAGAACCGCGAGUCUGAGCCUCAUGAGCUGCAGACCCAGGAUCAUCUCGAGCUGGGCAUCGACAUUGUCAGCGAGGAUCAGAAGACCGUCGUCCAUCACAAGGUGGCUGCCAAGGUGGAACAUGCCGGUUUUGCCAACCCCUCCAGCAACGUGAUGGAGAUGAAUUUUGGUGAUCUCGAUCCUGCAAGAACGCGCCAGUCUCGGACCCUCCCAAGGCGUAACGGGAGAAUCGGAGGCGCCGGCGGUAUCGCAGGCCCCCAGAUGAACGGCGCACCUGGUCGUGGGCCCUUCAUGUUGUCGUCGGUCACCUCAGACCACAUCAUCAAGCGUCUUCACCACAUGAUGAACGGCAACGGGCUGCCCUUCCGAGCCGACUCUAAGGCGAGAUUCUCGGAUCCUCCCGCUCCGCCGCCACAGCAGCCACUGCCCGAGAAGCCCGAUGUCCCCUCUCUGAAACGGGCCGCCACUGAACGACCCAAGUCGCACCCGACCAACUCGUCGCCCGUGCGUCCCGACAACAUGAGCCAAAUCAUCCAACUGACCGAGGCGCUCAACAACGCGAAGAAGGAAAUCGACACGCAGACUACCAGGAUGAAGGACUUGGAAGAAAUGUUGCAGAGGGAGCGUGAAGCGCGCGAACUGGCUGAAGACCUCGCGAGGAGACUAGAGGACACGGCCAUCACCAAAGAAGCGAACGGCGUGUCUAACGAGGGUGGAUCAGAUCUGUUGGAGGAAGCGUUCGAGCCACCGCGCGAAGGUGCCGAGCCUGUCGACGUCGAUAUGCCCGACGCCGACGCCGUUGCCGAUGCUGAUGCUGACGACCAAUCCGACGUCAAUCAACCGGAUGCAGCGCCGGUCGAUAAGGUGGAAGAGGUCACCGUCCAGCUCCAGACCAAGAUUGAUUCUAUGAUGUCGGAUAUGAACGACUUGAAGCAGCAGAUGGAGGCGUGGAAGCAGCGUUGCGAAAAGGCCGAAGCCGAGAGAGAUACGGAUCGCCAAACCCUAGCCGAAAUGGUUGUCAAGCUCCGUAAGGAAGAGGAGGCGCGACAAGCUGCCGAACUCGCCAAGAGCCGGUCGCCCUCGAAGGGACGUGGUCGCAGCAGCAGCCGAGCAUCACGAGAACAGUCCGAGGGACCUCUCGAGCAGGCAAACGGCGUGAGCAAAUCCCAUGUCGAGGACCCCACCGACAGGCCCACACUCUCGAGGGCGAACACAAUCACGCCGCUCACAGCGUCGACUGGAGCCCUGAUGCACAAACGAGCAUUGGUCGACGGAGUGCCAUACACCUCGAUGCUUGGCGUAGUGCUAAUAGGCGUGGGCCUCAUGGCAUAUAUCAACGGCUGGCAGCCGCCCCCACGGCCCGCCCACUAA
Molecule: messenger RNA, 2103 nt
Organism: Verticillium alfalfae VaMs.102
Lineage: Eukaryota; Fungi; Ascomycota; Sordariomycetes; Glomerellales; Plectosphaerellaceae
Exons: 3
Coding region: 1-2103 (700 amino acids)
Cellular component (GO): cytoplasm
Molecular function (GO): protein binding
Source: RefSeq, a predicted model, not a curated record